GUUAUGCACUACAGCUCCCAUGAUCCUCUGCCAGUCACUCUGAGGGCUGAGCAUCAUGGGAGACGUAGUCCGGCUAGCUAGAGCAAGCAAAAAAAAAAACGAGCCUUGCAACGGCCAUUCUCUUAUCUCAGAUCCCAGCCCGCGUGAGAGACGCGAGCGGUGACGCAGGACGCACAACGCACGACCGACGCGGUUUCCAUGGUGAUGGAAAUGGCCUGGGAGGAGCUGUAGUUGCGAACCUGAAAAGGCCCGCCAUCGUUUCCACCAGAAUGAGCCUGACACCGGAGGCCAGGGCCAGAGACAAUCAAACACGACAAAUACAAGAUUCAGUUAACAAUGUGGAGAAGCACUUUGGAGAGCUGUGUCAACUCUAUGCUGGGUAUGUUCGUAAGACUGCCAGACUACGGGACAAAGCUGAUCUUCUUGUGAGAACAGUCAAUGUGUAUGCAGACACUGAGACGCCAAAUCUGAAAGCUGGGUUGAAAAACUUUGCUGAUGAAUUUGCCAAACUUCAGGAUUACCGUCAGGCAGAGGUUGAGAGACUUGAAGCCAAAGUAGUAGAACCUCUAAAAAGUUAUGGUGCGAUAAUCAAACUGAAACGGGAGGAUCUCAAAGUGACCUUAACUGCUAGAAACAGGGAAUCCAAGCAAAUGGCUCAGUUGGAAAAAACACGCCAGAGGAACCCGUCUGAUCGUCAGAUAAUUUCACAGGCAGAAGCAGAACUUCAGAGAGCAACAAUGGAUGCAUCUCGAAUAAGUCGACAACUUGAAGAAACCAUUGACAAUUUUGAGAAACAGAAAAUCAUAGAUUUAAAGAAAAUAUUCUGUGAGUUUGUGAAAAUAGAAAUGUUGUUCCACGGAAAAGCCUUAGAAGUGUUAACUGCUGCCUAUCAACAUAUUGAAGACAUUGAUGAAGAGGAAGAUCUAGAGGUUUUUAGAAGUUCUCUCCAUCCACCGGAUUUUCAGUCUCGUUUGGACAUUGUACGUGCCAAUUCAAAGAGUGGGUCAGCAAAACCAACACUUUCCUCAUUAUCGCAGGCUUCAAUGACCAGGCAGAAAAAGAAAGUCGUGGUGGAGGAAGAUGAUGAUGAUUAUGAUGAUGCCGGUGAAGAGGACGAUGAGAGUUCAACAGAUGAGGGAAACUAGCAAAUGCUCAUACUUAUAAAGAACAUUUCAUUUAACAAAUGCUGCUAGCCUCAGAACUUGGAGGCUUUAAUUUGACGAGGAAGCCACUGUCUUGGCUCCAGCAAUGGAUUUUGGAUAUCAAGCAUGAAGUAAAGGCAACCUGUGAGAUGGAAAAUCUACUUAUCAGAAUUUGUAGCAGCACUUUAAUUUGUACUGCAAGACAAUAUCCACUGUAUUUGUUAACCUGCAGAACUGUAAAAUGUAACAUGCGAAAUGCCAUUUGACAGUGUUAAUUCUAAGAUAAGAUGGCAUCACAUUAUACACUACCAAAAUAGUCUAUACACUGCAGAAAAGAUUUUUGAUAAUCUUGUACCUUUUCCAUAGUUCUGCAGCUGAAUAAAUAUUCAUCAUCUGAAAUACGCCAGAACCAAAAAAGGGACACAGUGUGCUAUGUAUUAAUGUGUCGUUUUUAAAUCUGUAUUUGUGCGUCUGUGUGCUCCCCGUGGUCUGACUGCAAAGUUGUAGGAAAGAAUAUAUAUUUCCUAUAUUUCCUAAGCAAUGCAGUACUUCAAGCAGAAGUGCCAUAAAAUAAGUAAAUAUACAGAAGAUUUACUUUUAUACUCAAUAUACUAAAUAUCAAAUUGUAUGGUAUCCAUGACAGAUUUUUUGCUACAUUUUACCACAAAGUUUCAUAUAUAUUUACAGUUCAUUUUACUAAAACUGACUCAUUACAUUUCUUACAAUUCUGAGAGUCUGUAGCCAGCAGAGUAUUAGAGUAAG
This is a messenger RNA of Pelobates fuscus (common spadefoot toad), 1904 nucleotides long. RefSeq names its product CBY1 interacting BAR domain containing 1 (gene CIBAR1). The transcript has 9 exons. The record is from RefSeq and is a predicted model, not a curated record. Gene Ontology annotation, biological process: cilium assembly. NCBI's taxonomy places the organism in Eukaryota, Metazoa, Chordata, Amphibia, Anura, Pelobatidae. The coding region runs from base 270 to 1145 and encodes 291 amino acids. Gene Ontology annotation, cellular component: ciliary basal body; ciliary transition zone.